CGACUGGCCAAGCUGCUCUUUGAGGGCACGCAGAUGGUGACAAAUAUCCAGGUGGCUGCAGACCUGAGGGAAACACAGAGGAGGGCAGAGGAGGCCAAGCUGAAGCUGCAGAGGGUGGAGAAGCUGGAGCGUGAAGCCAAGUCCAGCACGGAGAGGUUUGAGGAGAUCACCUCCAGAUGGGCCUCAGCCAAGGAGAUGAGGAUCCCUGAGGAGCUGUGGGAGCUGCUGGAUCAACAGCAGCAGCAGUGCACCUUGCUGCUGGAGGAGAAGAACAGGCUCAUCAGGGAGCUGCAGCAGGAGCUGAGGAGGAAAGAUGAGCAGUAUGAGGAGGCCAUCAGGCAACAGUCAGAGGAGAUCCACCUGCUUCUGGAGAGGAUGGAGGAGCAGAUCAGGCUCCUGCUGAGGACUUACCGCCACAGACUGCUGCAGAUUGAGAGAGAGUUUGAGCUGGAACGACAAGAGCUGCUGGAGACCAACAGGAAGAAGUGGGAUGAAGGAAUCCAGGCCCACAACGCCCAGGAGCUGGAGUACCUGCACGCUUGGCUGAGGAAGGUGGAGGAGAGUGAGAAGCAGCUGAAGCAGCUGAGGGUGCAGGACGAGCAGGAUUAUAACCACAUGAAGCUGCAGCUGGAGAAGGACGUGCAGAACCUGGAGAGGCAGCUCCAGCAGGUGAAGGCUGCCUACCAGCUGAACCAGGAGAAGCUGGAGUACAACCUCCAAGUGCUCAAGAAGCAGGAUGAGGAGAACACCAUCAUCAGAGCCCAGCAGAAGAGGAAGAUCAACAGGCUCCACAGCUUGCUCAAUGACCUGAGAUCCAAACUGGCCCACCAGGAGAAGCAGUUCAGAGAGGAGAGCCAGAGCCUGGCAGCCACCUGCCAGAGCAUCACAGGGCACUGCAAGGAGCUGCAGAGGAGGAUGAGGCACUUUGCCCUCAGGGAUGCUGAGAAGUUCUGGGAGCUCUGGCUCCUGAACGAGGAGGAAGCCAAAGGGUUGGUGAGGAGAGCAUUGGAUGCUGGACGUGUCAUCCACACCCAGCAGCUGGGGCUGCCCUGGGAGGAACCCCACCACUGGCUCCUGCAGGUCAGCCCCCUCGGGCACCACAAGGAGAAGAGGAUGGAGACCAAGCUGCCUGCAGAACUGGCAGGUGAGGUUCUUGGCACCCUUGGACAGGAGGUGGAAGGGAGAGAGAAGGAGCAGGAAGGAGUGAGCCGUGGAGGAGGAAAAGAAAACACAGCAGAGGUGGAGGACAGAGCCACACCUCUGCAAAGGGUCUCCAAGAAGACUGCCAGGAGGAUCCUGGAGCUCCUGAGCGAUGAGUCGCCCCUCAGGAUCGACAGUGGGGAUGAGCUCUAUAAGCUGAUGGACCUUUUCCUGAAGCACAAAGCCCAGGAGGUGGCUCUCAGCCAGAGCCAGGGCACUGCUGGUGGAGGGGGCAACACAGACCCACCUGAGGACAAAGGGGAUGGUAGAUCUGGUGGAUCUGGUGGUUCUAGUGCCCAGGAGGACAAGCCCAAAGCCUCUCAGAGCUCACUGGGCUCCCUUCCACCUCUGUACAUCCCUGCUGAUGAUGUCCCAAAGGUGCUGAAAGCCUUCCUGCAGGAUUUGGGCAAGCUGAGGGUGCAGGACAGAUCAGCCAAGGAGGUGCUGCUGGCACAGGACAGCUCCAAGGACUGGGAGUACUGGGCAGCCCUGACCCGUGUGAUCCCUGAGCCCACCCUGAGGCUGUGGGAUGCUCUGGCAGCAGCACUGGAGGGAUACCACAAGAUCCUCAUGCACAGGUCCAAGCUCCUCACUGAAGCCACCACCCUGCAGCAGCAGAACCUGGAGCUGUGCCUGCUGCUGGAGCAACACCUCAGCUCCAGGUAG
Merops nubicus (carmine bee-eater) is the source of this 1866-nucleotide messenger RNA. RefSeq names its product dynein regulatory complex subunit 1 (gene DRC1). Gene Ontology annotation, cellular component: axoneme; axonemal dynein complex. The transcript has 13 exons. The annotation marks the transcript as partial. The record is from RefSeq and is a predicted model, not a curated record. Gene Ontology annotation, biological process: axonemal dynein complex assembly; cilium-dependent cell motility; regulation of cilium movement. NCBI's taxonomy places the organism in Eukaryota, Metazoa, Chordata, Aves, Coraciiformes, Meropidae.